AUGUACAACUUCCAUCUCUGCAAACUGUUCUUCAAACAGUUGAUAUCUGGCAAGAAGAGUUAUGAAGGCAAGAAAAACAGUCAGGACAUUGAAACAAAGACUGAUGACAAUGAAGAUAUGUCCAACAUUGAAAUAGGUAUUCUGACAGUGAUUCCCGAGUCGUCUGCAACCGCUGCCGUACCCUACUCCCUGCAUCUUGAUGCGUCAACAACAGCAAUCGUUCUGGAAGUUUGCCUCAGCACGGACAUCCACAACAACCCGAUCAACCUGCGCGUCCUCGAGAACUGCACGGUGAUCGAGGGCCACCUGAAGAUCCAGAUCAUGUUCAAGACCAGAUCGGAGGACUUCCGGGGCUUGAGUUUCCCAAAGCUAGUCGUGGUUACGGACUACCUGCUCCUCUUCCGCGUCUACGGCCUGGAGAGUCUCGGCGACCUCUUCCCGAACCUCACCGUCAUUCGCGGCAACAACCUCUUCUUCAACUAUGCCCUGGUCAUUUUCGAAAUGUUCCAGCUGAAGGAGAUCGGCCUCCACAGCUUGACCAAAAUCACGCGCGGGGCGGUACGCGUCGAGAAGAACCCCGACCUCUGUUAUUUGUCCACUCUCGACUGGUCCAAGAUCUCGGACUCGAUGGAGGACAACUACAUCGUGGCAAACAAGGAUGACCAGGAGUGCGGAGACAUUUGCCCGGGUACCAUCAAGGGAACGAUAACCUGCAAACAGACCACCAUCAACGGGAAUUUCAGCGAGCGUUGCUGGAACCAAAACCAUUGCCAGAGAAUUUGUCCUUCCGAAUGUGCUCACGGUGCCUGUACCCCCCAUAAGGAGUGCUGUCACGAUCAGUGUCUGGGCGGCUGCUCUUUGCCAGGGAACGCUACCAAAUGCGUAGCUUGUCGCAACUUCCUGUUCGGCGAGGCGUGCGUGGAGCGUUGCCCGCUGGGAUACUACACCUUCAAGGGAUGGCGCUGCGUGUCCUUAAAAUUCUGCCAGGACCUCCACAACCAGUGCAAAGGCAAGAGCGGCGACUGCCACGAGUACGUCAUCCACAACGGUGCCUGUAUCCCAGAAUGCCCGUCUGGAUACACCACAAUGAAUUCCACCACAAUAGUCUGCAGUCUGGGAGUGUGCCCUAAAAACUGCAGUUUAGUUGAACUGCAACUGGGGGUGAAGACGGUGGACUCGGUCACCGCCGCUCAGGCUCUGCGGGGCUGUACGGUCCUCAACGGCAGUCUGAUCAUCAAGAUCAACGGAGGAAACGAUAUCGCGGCGGAGCUGGAGUCCAGUCUGGGUCAGCUGGAGGAGAUCACGGGUUACCUGAGCAUCCGCAGAGCCUACGCUCUCGUCUCCCUCUCCUUCUUCCGCAAGCUGCGUGUUAUUCGCGGGGAAGCGCUGGAAGCCGGGAACUUUUCAUUCGUCGCCGUGGACAACCAGAACUUGCAUCAACUGUGGGACUGGUCUAAACACAACCUCACCAUCCUCAACGGCAGGAUGUUCUUCCUCCAAAACUCCAAACUCUGCAAGUCUGAGAUCUUCCGGAUGGAAGAGGUGACCGGGACCAAGGACAGGAUCCCUAAAAACGACAUCAGCAUCCCAGCUUAUGGAGACCAAGCCUUCUAUGAAAACCAAGUUCUGAAAUUUACACACAUCCGCACAUCCCAUGACAAGAUCCUCAUCAGGUGGGAGCCGUUCUGGCCCUCAGAUUUCAGAGACCUGCUGGGAUUCAUGGUCUUCUAUAAGGAAGCUCCUUAUAGGAACGUGACUGAAUAUGACGGACAGGACGCCUGUGGCCCCAACAGUUGGGCGAUAGCUGACGUGGAGCCUCCACUACGCGACACCGAGGGCAACCAGGUGGAGCCGGGUCACCUCAUCAUGCCUCUGAAGCCCUGGACCCAGUACGCCAUCAUGGUCAAAACCCAACUCGCCGCCUCUGACGACCACCAGGUCCGCGGGGCCAAGAGCGAGAUCAUCUACGUCCGCACCAAUGCCCCACGUACGUCACAGCAGCUGUCUGGGACAUGA
Messenger RNA from Rhinichthys klamathensis goyatoka, 2016 nucleotides. Its product is annotated as insulin receptor-like. The record is from RefSeq and is a predicted model, not a curated record. Gene Ontology annotation, biological process: positive regulation of kinase activity; positive regulation of MAPK cascade; positive regulation of phosphatidylinositol 3-kinase/protein kinase B signal transduction. Gene Ontology annotation, molecular function: insulin receptor substrate binding; insulin receptor activity. NCBI's taxonomy places the organism in Eukaryota, Metazoa, Chordata, Actinopteri, Cypriniformes, Leuciscidae. Gene Ontology annotation, cellular component: insulin receptor complex; axon. The transcript is spliced from 12 exons. Bases 1 to 2016 code for a protein of 671 amino acids.